AUGUAUUUGGACAUUCAGAAGACGUUCAGUCUGAGCUCGCUCUGUUCGACACUUUUGCCUGCAUUGUGCCGUCAGGCAGGCCCCGUCAGCCACCAUCCAGUUCGGCCACCGUCGUAUCCGUUGGCAGUCCGGAAUCCAUACCUUUCAACAUGGAUGCCGUCUGAUCAAGUGCAGCAGCUGCCGUUUGCCGAACCACAGUUUUGGGCCGGUCAAGAGCUCGGUUGGUCGGUGAUAAUACGCAUUGAUGGCCAAGCGUGGAGCCUAAUGGGAGUCCCGGAUUUGGACGCUAAACACAUUCUUCCUGCGAGAGUACUCCGUGCAGAGUUUACCUCGACCCAUACAAUUUUUGAUUUCUUGGCUGGCCCAGUCGGUCUUACUUUGGACUUCUUUUCCCCUGUAUCCCCUCCGAAUUAUGUCCGGCAGUCCCUCCCUUUUAGUUAUAUGACCGUGCGCUUGAAGAAUGCAUGGGGCCGUGAGAUUCAAGUUUAUUCAGACAUCGACGGCAGAUGGACGGGACAGAGUGAUGCCUCGGUCCAUGAUCUCGAGGUGAACGGAGAGCUCAUCUUCCAUGCCCUGUCCGUGAAAGAUGCCCCCAAAUACGAGGAAGCUAACGAUAUGGCGCUCUGGGGCAAAGCGAUUCUUGCCUCUCGGCCUCAGUCCUUGAGCAAACUUUCUGCACUUGCUGGAGACGCGCAUGCUGUGAGGACUGCCUUUGCCGAGACUGGCUGGCUGAAUCAAAGCAAAUCUUCUUGGUCCCCGCGUCAUAUUGUCGCCCUUGCACAUGACCUAGGAAAGGUCUCCGAGUCUGUCGAUGUGACCUUCGCGAUUGGCUAUGAAAGAGAGCAAGCCAUUAACUAUCUUGAUCAGCCAUACACGGGCUUCUACAGAUCAGAAUUUUCAACGACGGGCAAGGCGCUCUCUUUUUUUUUUGACGACUUUGACGGUUCCAAGCAUGAAUCUGAGAAGCUGGAUACAGAACUCUCGUCCUUUGCAACAGCCGCUGCUGGACCCAAGUACGCAGAUAUCGUGGCUCUGUCUCUUCGUCAAGCGUGGGGGGGUAUUGACUUGACUAUACCUGACAAGUCGCGAGCGAUCAGUGGUGUGAUGGCUUUCAUCAAAGAACUGUCCAGCGAUGGCAAUGUCAAUACAAUAGAUGUCAUCAUGCCCGCCUUUCCCAUAUAUUGGGUCAUGGAUCCCGAAUGGAUCCGUCUGCUACUCGAUCCUGUGAUGCUUUACUUGGAAUCUGGUCGCUGGAAGCUUCCGUACAUGAUACAUGACCUCGGGUCCCGCUACCCUUACGCAAUCGGUCAUGAUGACCAGCGAGCCGAGCCAAUGCCAAUUGAAGAAUGUGGCAACUUGCUCAUAUUGGCACUCGCUUAUGUUCGUGCAACGGGAGAUCACAGCUGGAGUCAUCGCUACUUGACCGUUUUCCAAAAAUACGCCGACUAUUUGGUCACCAAUGGCAUUGAUAUUGCCGAACAACUUUCAUCCAAUGACGCUGCUGGGCCUCUCGCCAACGAGACCAAUCUGGCGAUCAAAGCCGCGAUUGGCAUCAAGGCGUAUGGGAUAUUAAGUGGGAAUCAGACAUACUCUCAAAUUGGGAAUGAUCACGCAGACCUCCUCUUCCGCCAGAGUUUGGGUACGAACGAAAACCAGACCCAUUUCACACUGCAGUACCCUGGUCACUCCGGUACAUGGAAGACCCCGUACAACCUGUAUCCGGACCUUCUUUUGGACUUACAAACAUUCCCUGAAGAGGCAUUCUUGAUGGGCAGCAGAUUCUUCAACAGUGUGCGUGGGGAGUAUGGGGUUCCUCUAGACAAUCGACAAGACUGGGCAAAGUCCGACUGGAAUAUGUGGCUUGCCGGAACUUUUGAGCCGAACACGCGAGACGAGUUUGUGGAUGAUCUGUGGGCUUUCAUGACCAAUGGCAAACACCACUGGCCUUUUUCAGAUCGCUAUAUCUCAACUGCUUCUCAUGGAGGUGAAGCAGGGGUCCCGAUACUAUGUCGUGCUCGGCCCACCGUUGGUGGCCACUAUGCUCUCCUGGCGCUGAAGGGUCCGCGGACAAUUCAGUCAUUGUCAGGAGGUGACUCAAUCAAGAAACUUCAACGAAGCAGAGAACCAGGCUUCCAGGAGGAGCUGUGA
Penicillium diatomitis is the source of this 2148-nucleotide messenger RNA. Its product is annotated as putative glutaminase. Lineage: Eukaryota; Fungi; Ascomycota; Eurotiomycetes; Eurotiales; Aspergillaceae. The record is from RefSeq and is a predicted model, not a curated record. The transcript is spliced from 2 exons. The coding region runs from base 1 to 2148 and encodes 715 amino acids.